AUGGCUAGUCUUAUUACCAACCCCUGUAUUCGCUUAUCUCCCUACUGCCCGUUAAGUAAAGACUUCCUGCCUCCGAAUAUUCUAUUACAUACUAGUAAUUUAAUAGUACUAUACCAACAGUUCCUUGGUGCCGAUGGUUUCAUAGUACUAACUUGGGUUGAACGGAUCGAGAGAGAAACAGUAGAGAUAGAAAGGGGCGGGGAAAAUCGUCGACCUUUUAGUACUGGCAGAUAUAAUAAGUGUAACGAAGAAUACCCUGCCUGCUACAAGUGCCAAAAGUCGAAGCAUAAGUACUUGGGCUAUAAUACUCUCUUCAAAGUACAGCCAGGUCCUAUAGCCAUUCGACUAGUACCAAGCAUUGUCCCUUCUCAAGGCUAUCUCGUAGCUAUAGCAAACCCAUACGGAAACCAAUCCCAGAUGCUCGGACCGGCUAACAGUAUACCAAUAAUGGGUUACGAUCCAGCUCUCUCUGCGGGUAUUAGCUCUCCCGGCCAGGCUACUCAGAAGCUUAAAUAUACCUCCGCGAUCGAUCCAGUAUUGGAGUCUACUAUAGUAUAG
Molecule: messenger RNA, 558 nt
Organism: Hyaloscypha bicolor E
Lineage: Eukaryota; Fungi; Ascomycota; Leotiomycetes; Helotiales; Hyaloscyphaceae
Exons: 6
Coding region: 1-558 (185 amino acids)
Source: RefSeq, a predicted model, not a curated record